Saccharomycopsis crataegensis is the source of this 2190-nucleotide messenger RNA. RefSeq lists its product as uncharacterized. Lineage: Eukaryota; Fungi; Ascomycota; Saccharomycetes; Ascoideales; Saccharomycopsidaceae. Bases 1 to 2190 code for a protein of 729 amino acids. The transcript has a single exon. The record is from RefSeq and is a predicted model, not a curated record.
AUGUUACUAUUAGAUUUUUUAUUAUUGAGUUUUCAUCUUUAUUCAUCUGUCAUUGGUGAAGUAUUCUGGGAAUACGGUAUUAAUGGUGUUGAUAAUUUAGACAUUGAUUUCACCACUGGCCAAGUUCCAGAUGUGAUGGAUUUUUGGAAACCAGUGAACCAUGAGGACAAUUCAGGUUCUUAUAAGCUCCCUGAAUUGACUUCUGAUGGUUUAUUGUUUGAGAUGAGCACCUCUCAAAGCUAUUGGCUGGGUGAUCAAGCAGCUAUGAAUGGUAGUUUUCCGAUUCAGAGAGGAACACAAGUAUACAAUAUUGACAUCAACAGCCAGAACGCGUAUGUUAUUAUAUAUGCUAAUUGUUGGAGUACACCAGUGCGUGGUAGGUGGUUGUGGAAUAUAUAUCCAGACCUGCAACAUGGAUUAGUAUCCCUGGUUGGCUAUGGAAAUCCUUAUUACACACAGAAUUAUCCAGCAAAUCCUUUGAAUUAUUCUAUAGAUUUAACUUCGGGCAUGAAUACUUUUGAAUUGAAAGUGAUAGAUAGUGGGGCUGACGAUUUGAAAUUCUUUAUCGAUGGAACUCUUGUAUUCUCUACUGAGACAUCAUCCCCAAGAUUUCUCAAAGAUUGCCCAUUAGGUUUUAUGAGUACCGGAAUUACGAUCGGGCCUCGAUAUAGUUAUGCUGAUAUGGAUUGCACCCAAUACCCUGAUCUUUGUUACAAUGGUACUUUGCCUGAAACAUACACCGCUGCUAAGCUUCACCUGAUCACUUACACUGAUAGUACCAUUCCGUUCUGUUUUAUGGGCGAUACAGAAGAGUCGAUGCAACUAUACUACAAUGAGUCUGCCAAUAUAUGUGUUGCAAACGACACCACCACUUCUUCGGAAUCUCCGCUGACAAGCUCAACAAGUACGAUUUUGCCAACCAAUACCACGUCCGGCCCGUCCACCACAACAGAUUCGCCUACUGAAACAUCAUCCACAUCAUCAAUUCUCCCAACUGAAACAUCAGGCUCACUGAACUCAACAACAACCUCAUCAAGCGGGCCAACUGAGACUUCUGGGUCAACAUCAAUCCCACCAACAGACUCAACCACAUCGAGCGGGCCAACUGCAACCUCUGGACCAACCUCAAUCCCACCAACAAACUCAACCACAUCUAGCGGGCCAACUGAUACUUCUGGACCAACAUCAAUCCCACCAACAGACUCAACCACAUCUAGCGGGCCAACUGAGACUUCUGGACCAACAUCAAUCCCACCAACAAAUUCAACCACAUCAAGCUUACCUACUGAAACAUCAGGGUCAACAGGCACACCUUUGCCAACAGAUUCCACAGAUUCAACAGAUUCAACAGGCUCAACAACAUCAAGUUCACCAACUGAAACUACAGGUCCAACAGGAUCUACUGCACCAACUGAGACUACAGGCUCCACAGACUCUACUGCAUCAACAAGUUCAACUUCCUCUAGUGAAACAGUCCCUCCAACUGAAACAUCAGGUUCAACAGGCUCAAUUUCACCUUCAUCGAAGUUGCCAACCGCAACUACAGGUUCAACAGAGUCAACAUCAACAACUGAUUUCCCACCAUCCAGCUCACCAACUGAUUUGCCAUCAUCUAGCACAUCAACAGGAACUUUGAAUCCAACAGAUUCGACCGUAUCUAGCAUACCACCUACUGGAACAGCUGCGCCAACGGAUUCAACCAUAUCAACUGGAUCGAUCCCUCCAACUGAAACAUCUAUCUCAACAAGUUCAACCGUGUCAAAUCCACCAACUGAAACAUCCAGUACAGCAGAAUCAACAGACUCAACCGACAAAAACCCGUCAACUGGAACAUCGGGCUCAACAGAUUCAACCGUAUCAAUUUCACCAGCAACAUCAGCUUCACCAACAGCAACAUCAGUACCAACCAGAUCAACCAGAUCAACCGACUCAACUCCUCUGAUAGACUCAACAUUAUCCAUUGUGUCGCCUCCAUCUACAGAAACAAUUUCACCAUCGCAACAAACACCUGGUUCCACUGGAUCAAGCUCACAAACUGAAAUAUCUAUAUCCACCGAAUCAAAUUCUCAGGAUACCACUUCCGGAGAUUCAGCAGCUACAAUAAUUGAAAGUAUGGGUGGGGUGGACAAUAUGCGUUUAAACAGUAUGUUGUUGGGGCUCGGGUUCUGGAUCGCUCUAAUUUUCCAAUAG